This is a messenger RNA of Trypanosoma cruzi, 4539 nucleotides long. RefSeq lists its product as uncharacterized. The record is from RefSeq and is a predicted model, not a curated record. Bases 1 to 4539 code for a protein of 1512 amino acids. The transcript has a single exon. Lineage: Eukaryota; Euglenozoa; Kinetoplastea; Trypanosomatida; Trypanosomatidae.
AUGGUGGCAGAGCAGACGACGGUUGAGGGUUCUCAUAGGGAUCAAACGGAGCCCUCCCACCAAAAGGGACAGGACACAAGGCGGCACUGGCCACGAACGCCUCUGUCACUGUCACCCGUGUCACUGUCGUUUCUGCGUUCAGUGGAGGUCGGCAACAUCGUUCAGGGGCAAAUUCAGCAGAACUGUCAUGUGGGUGCCGUGGCGGGUUCCCUGUUGAGGGAGAUGCAGGGUAUGGAGGAAGAUAUGACUUUCUUCCAUCAGUUGGAGUCCGUGAGGUCACCGCUGUCGUUUCCACUCACGCAAAGCCCGGAACUGCCCACAAUCAUAGCGCAUGAAGAAGCGUCGUCGCAGCGGCAACCGGAAACACAACAGCAACGUGAGAACCCGCAAACGCCUUCUUGCACCGCCUGUGCUGAAAUGGGGGGAGCCUUUGAGCACCCAGUGGAGUCUUGUCAUGAGGUUGACGGUUUUGCCAGGCGGCCGAGCUUCACGCUGUUGCGACCGCAGUCCGAGGAAAAACAGGUGGUGCAAGAGGCUCAAGAGAAGAUGGGGUAUGUGGCGUCCUGCGAGUCACCUGGUUCAGCCUUUGAGUGGGGGUUGCCCCACAUUGAUUUGUACCGAGAGGGACAAAAACAGCAGGGGGAUCCUGCGGAUGUUAUGAUUGCGCUGGAACGAACAGACUCGCUGAUUUCAACACCGCUGAUGAAUUCCGUCACAUGUUUCCGACCCUUUUCUGUCGCUCCCGUGUCUUCGUGCGAGAUGACAUGUGAAGAGGAGCGGGUGGUACUGGAACAGGUUCAGAGGACUGAGCAACAACAACAACUACAACAAAAACAACAACAGCAAGAGGAGUCGCAGAGUCCUUUCUCCGGUUUGAUGGCGAACGAUGCCCAAGAAGUCAUCACGUUACGGCCAACAGUUAGUCGAUUCAUUCUUGAGGGAUCACCAACGCCAUGUCCCUCUAUUUCUCCCUUUGCAUCAACGACGGGAACUGCGUCUUUUGUCCCUUUGGGCACACCCGUACUGCACAUUGAAAGUGUUCCAAGCAUCUUCAUAUCCCCUCUCUCUCGGCCGCUUUCUGCAUGGAUGGACAGUCCACACUCUAUUUAUCCUCCGCGACGAGAGUCUUUUGCGCCCAUGGGGGUUUCUACACCAUCGCAGUUACCGGUCCAGCAGACGACAACGGAAGCAUCGCCGUUUAGUCGGGGAGCCGGGGACGGGGCGUCUGCGGGAUACGCAUGGAGUCUGUCCGGCAUCUUUGAUAUGAGCUUUAAUCGCACCCCGAAGCACUCGCUUAGCUCUAGUCCCUUGCAGCGAGCGCAGGGAUGGUUGCCCACGAGAAACGGAAGCAGCAACAGUGAUGGCGUCUUGACGAACUCUUGGAGCACAGACUCGGUGAGGCAGAGUGAACAGGAUCGGUGCGAGGGAGGGAGGUUGCCGCCCUCACGCUGUGUGGUAAAUGCGGGAACACCGACAAUACCGGCGGCGGCGGCUGCACCGAGUACGAAAGCAACAUCCGGAGAGGCUUCCCAGGAUUUACCGCCCACCACCCUCCGAGUGCCGCCAGUUCAAACCAUGCGUCGGCCACCAACCGUGCCACAGAGAACAAUCCCGCAGGAGUUUCCCAUGCAUGAGGGGGAGUCCAACUUCUGUGGCGACGAAGAGGCCCACACGCUGCUCAGUGAUGAGGAAUUCAGCAAAACCAGUGGUGAAUUGAGUGGCAACGACGAUGAAGGUGGGUUCACACGGACGACGCACCAUCCGUUUCGUCAACGUCUUUUUGAACCGUCGCCUUCGCGUUGGCGGAGCUCGCGCCGCCACAUUUUGCGUGGUGCAUCCAAGCGACAGAAACGGGGAGAUGAUGGCAUGUGGGACCUGUCAGCGAGGCUCAGGGAGUUGGAACGGAUUCGUGUUAGUAAUCAUGAGGCAAUGGAGGAGCGCGAGAUGCAGAGCAUCAUGUCAACGGAGAUGGAUCCCAACCCUGUUGAGACAUCUUGGGUGGAGACCGAGGCAAGUGGUAUCAGUAGCAUAGUUCUUGGCCAACGUCGGCGUCGUGGUAGGGUCCGUGAGGAACUGCGGGAAAAACGAAAGGAUGGUUCACCCGCGGUGCUGGACAACAAUGACGCCUCUUUCCAAGAAAACACUAGUCAUGAACAUGCCAGUAGUGAUGGCGGGAGGGAGACGAAGGAGAGCGGCGGACAGGAGCAAUUGUCUCUGGAGGAAGCCUCGCAUGUCAUUCAAAAGGGGAAGAAAUUGAAGGGAGGGGAACGAAAAGACAGGGAUAUUCAAAGCAGCAGAAGCAGCGGCAGCAGCAGCAGCAUGGGUAACAAUGGCUGUGGGAGGGAUGACUUCAGUGGGAUGCCUAUUUCUUCCCCAUCUUCUUCAGGGUCCCCAGCGAAGGAAAGGAAGCGACGAAAUGGCGGUCCCUUUACGAAUGUCAUGGACCCGUUCUUUGACGUGUGCAGUGACGAAGGGGGAAAAGUCGUAGAGGAGUCCCUCAGCCAUGAGAGGAGGGGUGCGGGUGGUGAAACAUCGCGUCUUGAACCGGAAGCCCGAGAGGAGGGAAAUGCCAUGGUCGCCUUGUUGCCUGGUGUGACAAGCACCGAGGAAUACGAGGCGGUGGGAAAAGAAAAUGAAAAGAAGGGACAUGAAGAUGACAGCGUUGACACAACGAAGACGGUCACAGGCCAAACGACUCUAGAGAGCGGCCUCAGCUCUCUUUGCAUCGAUAGGCACUUGCGUUUGCACAGAAAAACACCCGUUUCCACACCUCGUGUGCUUUUAAAACGCACGCCACGUUUUACGGCGUUGCCACGUCGAGGAAAUAAUUUGUCCGCGUGGGUGCGUAACAUUUCCGUUCAACGCCGUGAGGAAGGCAUGAUGCAGUUCAUUGGAGGAAGCAAAGCGUUCAAAACGAAGGGCUGCCGGGGCUUCCCACCGCCGAUGGAUGAGAAGAAUGAAGGAAGAGACGACAAUAACUUUUCCCAUCGACGACGGAAGGUAGCGGUGAGGGCUUCCGGCAAAAACGAUGAGUCAUCGAUCCAGCGUGGCUGCAAUGACAACAACAACAAUAAUAAUAAUAAUAAUAGCGGCUGUGGUGGCGUCAUGGGCUCAGCGGGUGUCCCAUUCACCACCACCACCACCACAACCACGAAACUGGCCACCGUAACAAAAGCGACCGCAUGGCUAACCCAAUUGCCCGUUAGAGCGUCCAACACGUCUUCUGAGCGUAAGGCGUGUGGUGGUGAGACGGCAUCCCAUGCAUACCCACCAGCCCAACGUGUCAAACUCAACAGAACUGCGAUAACAGUGGCAGGAGUUUCCGCAUCAUCUCUCAUGUCACCGUUAUUGGCAGCAAAUACACCGGUGAGAACACCACCCUUCGCGUCCGUUUUGGCUGCCAUGCACUGGGAAAAACUCUCUCACUCUGCUUGUUUUGUUCCAGCAGGCGGUCGUACGGAGAGGCAUACCAUCGAAUGCUCAAUUCAAACACGAGCCGCAAAGCCACAUUUAUGCACGGCGGCAGAAGCGGUAACACUGACAACAUCUGGGAGUUCUCCAACAAAGUUUGCGUCACGUCCGACAAAGAACGGGAAUGGCCACGCAGGCAUGAAUAGUGGGGGCUUUUCAAAGCCACGCCCAAUAUCCCAGUAUCCCAACGUUAGCCAGCCAACGAUUUCCCGACAUCCGUCUGAUUUGACCUCCGCUACUGUGUCUUUAGAGAAGAGACGUGUUCGUGAAUGUUCACGUGGCGUGUUAGGGAGUCCUGAUAUUGCUGAAGAUCAUGAUUAUGCGCCAUGCCCUUCGCGUGGCACCAGCAAAAUAACUGCUCAGGUGAUCUCUUGUGAUAGUUCGAUAAGCACAAAUGAGCUUAACACGUCACCGUUAGGGGGACAACCUCCACAUGGAGGCAGUUCUGGAAUCACAGAUUUUUCACACACAGCACCGACCUCACGUCCUAAGCCAUUUCACGUGAAAUCCAACUGUAAGCCUUCUAGUAAGCCGUCGACACGUUUUUUGAAUCAUUCAAAUUACUGUUUGCCUGGAACCGGUACAUACGAUGCACCGCAUUCUGUGGAUUUAUGCACGACCUCUGGUUGGAUGGGGGGUCCGCGAUUGACUCAGCCACUUGAAAGGGUUUUGCCAUCGAGAGCCGCUGCGGUGACCAGCCAAAAACAAACACGCCAUACUGCUGCUACCACAACCGCACGCAAAGGGGAAUUGGUGAAGUUUUCAAGAUCAAAAACACUGCAGGGUUGUUCAGCUGUUGUGACGGCACCGAUGAUGACAGGAUCGCUCCAUGCAUCGAAGGGUGCGAAGGGAGGUGCAAACGCCGGUAACCAACACCGUCCUCACCCGACGUCUGUUACGCCGAACAAAACACGGAUGACAUCGCGCUAUCCGCAUGGUGGUGUCAAAAAUAACCCCAUUACCAUGACGACUGAGCUACGAUCCCGCCCGGGCUUUUUCUCUCGCAUUGAUAUCGAUCAUCGGCCCUCACAGUCACGCUUUCUGCGACUAACUACUGCCCCAUCUUGA